CGACGUCAUGAAUGUGGUCAGCUGGGAUGCGUGUAAUGGUGCGCACUGCUCGCCGCCUAUGCUUUCCACUUCCUGGAAGCGGGGUCACGUCAAAUAAAUACUUCUCUUUAAUCAGUGGAUUCAUCUGUCAGAGGUGGUCGCAUCAAAAACUGCCUGAAAUUAGAGAUUGAAGAGGUGGACAAUUAAAGGUAUUCUGUCCAUCAAGUCAGUCCACUCAGCAGUCUCCUGCCUUGUGAUAUCAUGUCUGAUCUCAGACAAGACAGUGACAUGGACACAGACCAUGCGACUGAUUUCUCCCUGAUCAACAGUCGCCUGGACUCGUUCCGUGGCUCCAGUCUGGCCCAGCAGGUGUCAGCUGAAAGAUUGGCCCGGGCCGGCUUCUACUUCACCGGCCCUGCCGACCGUGUCUGUUGUUUCAGCUGUAAGAAGACAGUGGAAAACUGGUGCAGGGGAGACACACCUGUAGAGAGGCAUAAAGAGGUUUCCCCAUCAUGCAGGUUUCUCAGCUGCACCCACCGUCCCAGUUUUAACCGGAGUUUUAACACCACACUGACCAACGGUUCCACAUACAAUGAAGAAGCAGAAGACAUGGAAUAUCGUUUGAGAACAGGAGAGGUUGUUGAUGAGUCCACCUACCCAAUGGCCCCUCACAUGAAGAGCGAGGAGGCCCGGCUUCAGACCUUCUCUUCUUGGCCCUCUACUGCUCCUGUGAGACCCAGAGAUCUCGCCCAAGCUGGCCUUUACUACUUAGGGGAGGGCGACCGGGUGCAAUGUUUUUGCUGUGCUGGCAUGCUGGGUGGCUGGGAAGCAGGAGACAACGCCUGGGGAGAACAUACCAAACAUUUUCCCAACUGCUUCUUCAUCCUUGGCCAUGAUGUGGGCAACAUCCCAUUCCAGGGGGGUACAGAGGAAGAGGAGUGUGGCAGAAGACAAGGCGCAAACGCUCAUGUCCCUAUGGAGAGUUUUGAAGAGAGGCUUGGUAGCUUUGCAGGUGUCCAGCACCCUAUUGACCAUGAGAGGCUUGCCAGGGCUGGCUUCUACAGCACAGGGACAGGAGACAAGGUGUUGUGUUUCCAGUGUGGUGGAGGUUUGAAAGGCUGGCGGCCUGAGGAAGACCCAUGGGAAGAACAUGCCAAACACUAUCCUGGAUGCAGCUUCUUGUUAGCAGAAAAAGGACAAGAAUUUGUCAACAGGAUCCAGCUACAAGACCCACAACGAAAUAGAGCUACUUCAAGUCAUCAGAAUGGAUUUUCAGGAGAUAGAAAUGAGGUGCUGCGGUCUGCCAUGGCUCAGAAGGCCAUCGCGAUGGGUCUAGACCCCAGUGUGGUUGAGAAGACCAUUUUGGAGAAGAUCAGCGGGACAGGCACAGGCUACUCCAAGCUGGAAGCACUAAUGGAGGAUUGUAUUAACAACACACCAGAGAGUGAUGCUUACAAGACAGAUGAGGACCCACUGGAGAAACUACGAAAGCUGCAAAUGGAAAAACUGUGUAAAGUAUGUAUGGACAGAGAUAUCUGUAUCGUCUUCAUCCCAUGUGGUCAUCUGGUCACUUGCAGGGAGUGUUCAGCAUCACUCAGCAAGUGUCCAAUCUGCUGUGGAGCCAUAACACAGAAGGUCCAGACCUAUAUGACUUAAGGAAAUCAUGGACUCUUGCCAAAAUUUCAGUGCUGCUUUCUGGCUAUCUUUAUAAUAUUGUAUUUUAAUAUUCACUGUAGAUAACCUGUAAUAUAUUUAAGGGUGUUGUAUGUAUGAGUUGGGGAAUAAAAUGAUGAAUAAAUGUAUAAAGAAAACAAUAUUUUCACAAUCACUGAGAUGGUAAAUAGUUGUUAAUAUUGAGAUCAGAUGACAUAAAUAGCUGAUGUUGAUUUUUGUAGGCCAUUAAUGAGUACUACUACCUGUAAAUACACACUACAAGACUUUAACCAUUUUCUUGCCAGAGGUGCCUUUCUCUAGGUUGAUGUACUCAUUUUGCUGUUUUAUUUUGGGAAUUUAGCAGUUUAAUUGAACUCUACAGUUGUUGUCCUCUUUUUGUCUGCUGUGUUCUUGUUUUACUAUAUUCAAUGUGUGCUGCUCUGUAUAGACAUUUUAAAUAUGUAUCAAUGAAUCCAUAAAGACUUAUAACUGACAAAAUCACCUUUUAUUUAGGGCCUGCAAUUAAUCAGUGUGGUUCUUUUUUUUUCCAUUCCAAAAUGCAAUCUGUCACGUCAUCAAGAGUGAAUAAAUUUUACUAAAUGGACUUUGAA
Thunnus maccoyii (southern bluefin tuna) is the source of this 2243-nucleotide messenger RNA. RefSeq names its product X-linked inhibitor of apoptosis (gene xiap). Gene Ontology annotation, biological process: positive regulation of protein ubiquitination; regulation of cell cycle; negative regulation of apoptotic process. The record is from RefSeq and is a predicted model, not a curated record. Gene Ontology annotation, cellular component: nucleus; cytoplasm. The coding region runs from base 241 to 1635 and encodes 464 amino acids. NCBI's taxonomy places the organism in Eukaryota, Metazoa, Chordata, Actinopteri, Scombriformes, Scombridae. The transcript has 8 exons. Gene Ontology annotation, molecular function: cysteine-type endopeptidase inhibitor activity involved in apoptotic process; ubiquitin protein ligase activity.